AUGCUGCCAGGCACGUUUGAAACCGCUGGAAUUUCUUCGAGUCAGAGAGAAGGGGAUUCAGACGUUAAGAUAGUUUUAAAAGCAGUAGAUACUGCUACAACUUACGACAAAGUUUUAAUUAUAUCUGAGGAUACCGACAUCCUCGUUCUCCUUGUAGCUCUGACCUUUGAAAAUCUAGAAAUUGUUAAUUGUUUUAGAAACAUGUUGAAAUCAUUUACGACAAAAAAUUAA
Messenger RNA from Diabrotica balteata, 231 nucleotides. The record is from the annotation of a GenBank genome assembly. NCBI's taxonomy places the organism in Eukaryota, Metazoa, Arthropoda, Insecta, Coleoptera, Chrysomelidae.